Molecule: messenger RNA, 594 nt
Organism: Drosophila ficusphila
Lineage: Eukaryota; Metazoa; Arthropoda; Insecta; Diptera; Drosophilidae
Exons: 5
Coding region: 64-546 (160 amino acids)
Source: RefSeq, a predicted model, not a curated record
UUUAUCGUCAAUUUCACAUGUGUGGAAACAAAAUUUAAAAUGUAAACCUUACCAAAAAAAAUUAUGAAUGAAAUGUGGCGAGCACGACGGUUUUGCUAUUGUACAAGCUUGCAAAUCGGCUGCACAAUCAUUGCGUUUUUUACGCUUUGUCUGUGUGCCGCACAUCUCGUGGAAUUCUUCAGAAUGAGGUAUAUCACAGAUGAUGAUGAUGAUGCGUUCUCAGACUGGGCAAAUCUUCUUUGGGGAGCAUUGCAUUUGGUCGCAGCUAUGUGUUUAUCCUAUUCUGUAUUAGUGCAAAGAGGCUGUACCCCAAUUUUGGUCUACAUAGUAACUGAAACAUUGUAUUUAAUUUACGUGAUUAUUUAUGCCUCAGUAUCAUGUGCACAAGGUAUAAAUAUCUAUGCAAAUCAUAGUCUCCCCUACUGCAUUUCCUACUGGGUUUUUGUUUUCCUAACCUGCGUGAUUACAAUCUAUUUCCUUUAUAUAAUAACUUCUUAUUAUUUCUUAAGAAGGGAACAACGCAAAACUGAAAAUACACAAGUGUAACUAAAUUUAAACAGUACAAUUAAUAAAUUGAAUUUUUUUUUUGUUUUA